UGAUCCACCACAGUAUUCCAAUGGGCCAAACGGGCUCGUUCUGAGUGAUCCAGUCCAGACUCCACCAUCCAUAAUACCCGAUCCGACCCUCCAAUUGCCAAACGCAGAAGGACGUUCGCGACUGUUCAUUCAUCGCCAGCAGUCACGUGCAGAGCAACCAUAUCGUCACAAUCAAAACGAAGAAGAAGAAGACGAAUCCAAACCCUAGCAGAAGUCGAGUAACUGUUUGUUCAUCGUUGCAAUAUCGAUGUGAACUGACCCCUUUUCCCUAUCCUUUAGGAAUGUGUCAAGUUGGACUGCAGUGGUAAAGAGCCCGCAGACUCCACACUCACGUCACAAAGUAACCCUUUUAGAAGGGAACUUGCACUUGCGUUAUUUCUUCCAAGCAUUUGAAGUUGAAGGUACAAGGUUGUUCCUAUCUAACAUACUCAAGAAGAGAAGUACGCAAGUGUGAUGUCGGAAGGUACAAUGGCAGUUGUCAAGCCAGAGUCUUACAUCUGGGUCCAAACUGCUGAUGGUUUGAUCCAACAAGUGGAGGAAGAGGUUGCUAUGUUUUGCCCCAUGAUAUGUCGAGAAGUACUUCAAAUGGGCAUGGGAUCUUCCAAAAACUAUGCUGUCGCUCUUCCUCAACGAGUCAAUCCAGCUAUCUUGGGCUUAAUACUUGACUACUGUCGGUUUCAUCAAGUAUCAGGCCACUCUAAUAAGGAGCGGAAAACUUUUGAUGAGAAGUUCGUUCGGCUAGAUACGAAAAAGUUAUGUGAGUUGACGUCUGCUGCUGACAGUCUCCAGUUGCGACCUUUGGUUGACCUCACAAGUCGUGCACUUGCUAGGAUGAUCGAAGGGAAAACUCCUGAGGAAAUACGUGAAACAUUUAAUUUACCAGACGAUCUUACAGAGGAGGAGAAGUUGGAGCCUUUGAGAAACAUUACUGAUGAUCCUCGAAUCAGGCUUUUGAAUCGUUUAUAUGCUAGAAAGAGGAGAGAAUUAAGAGAGAGGGAGCAAUUAAAGAAUGUUGAAGUAGAGGAAGAGCAUGGUGAUGAACGCUCAGUGGAUGAUCUGUUGUCGUUUAUAAAUGGUGGAAAUGGAGAUUCGAAAGGAGUUAAAGGUACUAAGACCAAGAAAAAGAGCCGGAGGAGAAAAGAUCAACUGAGGGGGUGUUCAUCGAUCAAUGAAAAUGGAAAACAUAAGAAGGAUUCUGCAGUGGGCGCCUUUUCACCUAAGCUCGAGCUUGAUGAUGGUGAUAUUAUUGAUGAUGAAUUAGAUCCUGCCGUGAAGGAAGAACUUGACAGGGAGGUGGAGGAUUUUGCUAGGAGAUUGAACUGUGUUUGGCCUGAAAGAAUGCAGAAGAUUCUAACUUCGGGCCAAGAGUCCAGGAGGCGUUUACCAAUUCCUAUUACUGGCACUGGUUCUUUGAAGAGAUAUACAGGUUUGGACCAGCGACAAUGAUCCAGUGGAAAUGACUGAUUUCUCACAACCUAUACAGCUUAAGUAGAGCUUUGGACAAUGGGCUAUAAGCGAUGGGUUGCUGUCAGAACCUUGGAAGAAUGGCAAUAUUUUCUCCGUCGUCGUGUUUGCCCAGAAUGUACAUUUUCUCCUUUUGGCAACCUUCAUUUUGAGGCUUAAAGAGGAAAAAAGAGAGAGGAGAGAGAUGUAACCCCUUGCAGUGGUUUGAACUUUUAGGCUCUCAACAGUGUCAGCUCUAGUUUCCUUGCAACAUUUUUUCACAAUUCCUUCCAUCCUCGUAUGAGUCAAUUUCCAUUUUUUCAUAUCGUUUGCAACAGCCACGCCUGUGAGGGACAACGAGGAAUGAGUAACGAUAAUAUUGUAAUUACGUAUCUUUUACCUUUGA
This is a messenger RNA of Rhododendron vialii, 1849 nucleotides long. RefSeq names its product SKP1-like protein 21. Gene Ontology annotation, cellular component: nucleus; cytoplasm. Bases 454 to 1446 code for a protein of 330 amino acids. The record is from RefSeq and is a predicted model, not a curated record. NCBI's taxonomy places the organism in Eukaryota, Viridiplantae, Streptophyta, Magnoliopsida, Ericales, Ericaceae. Gene Ontology annotation, molecular function: cullin family protein binding. The transcript has 10 exons. Gene Ontology annotation, biological process: SCF-dependent proteasomal ubiquitin-dependent protein catabolic process.